AUGUUUGAUCUUGCCGGAAUUGCGGUAGUUACGGGAGCAGGAAGUGGCAUUGGCCUUGAGUGUGCUCUUGGCUUUGCGGCAGCAGGUGCUGCGGGUGUAGUGUUUGCUGACCUAGAGCUAUCCGUCGUUCAGGAGAAAGCUGAGAAAAGCAAAAGUAUAGCAACAAACCCUUCUUAUAUACCCUUGCCAAUUGCUGUGGAUGUGACCGACCCAAAAAAAGUCGAGAAUAUGGCUUCCCAGACCCUCGCAACCUUCACUAGGAUUGACUACAAUGUAAAUUGUGCUGGGGUGGCUAUGCACAAACCAACACAUUUCAUGAACCUGACUGUUGAUGAAUGGGAGAGAGUCAACCGGGUAAAUGUGCAAGGUGUUCUCCAUUGCAUGCAAGCGAUUGGGAGAGUAAUGCGGGCUCAGGACCAGGUUACAUUCUCUGGCUUGCAUGGGACGCGAACUGGACAACGAGGCUCCAUCGUCAACUUGGGAUCUAUUCAUUCAUCCCAAUCGGCCCCUGGGACGGCUCACUAUACAGCUUCCAAACAUGCCGUGAUAGGAUUGACGAAGACUUGCGCCUUAGAUUUCGCCAGAGAAGGGAUUCGUGUUAAUGCUGUAUGUCCGUCAUGGGUUAAUACACCGAUGAUUAACAGUAACGAAGUUCUUGCAGAAGUCCACCACGUUGUCGGAAAUAUCGUGCCUUUGGGGCGCAUCGCAGAACCGGAAGAGGUUGCCGAUGUUGUUCUGUUCCUCUGUAGUACCAGAGCCAGCUAUGUUACGGGUGCUGCUUGGAUGGUGGAUGGAGGUUUCUCUUGCGCCACAGUUUUGUAG
Microsporum canis CBS 113480 is the source of this 822-nucleotide messenger RNA. Its product is annotated as short-chain dehydrogenase/reductase SDR. The record is from RefSeq and is a predicted model, not a curated record. The transcript is spliced from 4 exons. Lineage: Eukaryota; Fungi; Ascomycota; Eurotiomycetes; Onygenales; Arthrodermataceae. Bases 1 to 822 code for a protein of 273 amino acids. Gene Ontology annotation, molecular function: oxidoreductase activity, acting on the CH-OH group of donors, NAD or NADP as acceptor.